CCUUUUUAAACCCCAAACCUUCUAGCCCCUACGCUCCCCAAAUCUUACUCUCUUUCUCUAAAACAGUAAAAACUCUCUGUUCGUCUCUCCGUAAUCAGUAGGAGAAGAAGAAGGGAAAACCCCAGUUCUUUCUCUUCUUCUUUCUUCUAUUUUCUCUCUUACUCGCUCUACAAAGCCCACUGUUUGGUUCUCAAUCUCUCAGUGCCCCUCUGUUUUUAUUUUGGAACCCAGGAAACAAUAAUAACAAGUAGGAUCUAUGGCGACAAUUAAUGGGUUCACUGAAAGUGCUCAAGGCUACCAAGACAUUGGUAUUAAUACUACGGUGACCGCUGCAGCGGCGCCACCGAAACAGCCCCAUCCUCCCGCAAAGAGUGUUGAUUCCCAGUCUGUUCUCAAAAGGUUGCAAUCUGAAUUGAUGGCCUUAAUGAUGAGUGGUGAAUCUGGGAUUUCUGCCUUCCCUGAAGACGACAAUAUAUUCUGCUGGAAAGGAACAAUUACCGGAAGCAAAGAUACAGUGUUUGAAGGAACAGAAUACAAACUCUCCUUUUUGUUUCCUAAUGACUACCCAUUUAAGCCCCCAAAGGUCAAGUUCGAGAGCGGCUGCUUCCAUCCCAACGUUGAUGUAUUUGGAAAUAUUUGCUUGGAUAUUCUUCAGGAUAAAUGGUCAUCUGCUUAUGAUGUGAGAACCAUCUUGUUAUCUAUCCAAAGUUUGCUUGGAGAACCAAACAUUAGCUCACCUCUAAAUACCCAAGCAGCACAGCUCUGGAGUAAUCAAGAAGAAUAUAGGAAGAUGGUGGAGAAGUUGUACAAGCCUCCAACUGCGUAGUUUCAUGGGUUGUAGCAGUUUCACAGCCGAAGAGUUUAUAUGAGCUUUCUUUAAUUAAUGUUCUUUCUUUUUGGAAGAUGAGACGGACUGAAUUUUUUCCCCAUUUUUUAUUUUCUUCUUCCUGUGUGUUGUGUUACAUUCCUUUCUUCUUUAAUACUGUCGGAAAAUCAUGGUCCUUUGUAAUAAAUGAACGUCAAUUAGACAA
Messenger RNA from Juglans microcarpa x Juglans regia, 1031 nucleotides. RefSeq names its product ubiquitin-conjugating enzyme E2 20-like. Lineage: Eukaryota; Viridiplantae; Streptophyta; Magnoliopsida; Fagales; Juglandaceae. The record is from RefSeq and is a predicted model, not a curated record. Bases 257 to 826 code for a protein of 189 amino acids. The transcript is spliced from 6 exons.